Cucurbitaria berberidis CBS 394.84 is the source of this 1111-nucleotide messenger RNA. Its product is annotated as ras-domain-containing protein. The transcript has 5 exons. Lineage: Eukaryota; Fungi; Ascomycota; Dothideomycetes; Pleosporales; Cucurbitariaceae. Gene Ontology annotation, molecular function: GTP binding; GTPase activity. Bases 61 to 723 code for a protein of 220 amino acids. The record is from RefSeq and is a predicted model, not a curated record.
GCCUCCGCAGCAGCCCUCCGCUCUCGAUCCGAUAGCGCCGCGUCACGUAGCUCGCCCAUCAUGUCCGCCAGAGCGCCACAGGGCCAACGGCCUGGAGGCUCCCGAUUCGCACAGUUCAAGUUGGUACUGCUCGGUGAAUCUGCCGUCGGAAAGUCGUCGCUAGUAUUACGCUUCGUCAAGGACCAAUUCGACGAUUACCGGGAAUCUACCAUCGGCGCUGCCUUCCUCACCCAGACCAUCGCCCUCGAUGAGAACACGACCGUCAAGUUUGAGAUUUGGGAUACAGCCGGCCAGGAGCGAUACAAGUCCCUCGCGCCCAUGUACUACCGAAAUGCCAAUUGCGCAGUAGUCGUCUACGACAUCACACAGGCUGCGUCAUUGGACAAGGCCAAGGCAUGGGUCAAGGAACUUCAGCGCCAAGCCAACGAGAACAUCAUCAUUGCUCUUGCCGGAAACAAGCUCGAUUUGGUCACCGAAUCACCCGACAAGCGCGCCAUCUCCACAGCCGAUGCCGAGCAAUAUGCUCGUGAGGCCGGUCUUCUUUUCUUCGAAACCUCGGCCAAGACGAGCGAGAACGUACGAGAACUAUUUACCGCCAUUGCAAAGAAGCUGCCGCUUGACCAGGCUGGUCCACGGAACUUGAGGCCUGGCCAGCAACGACAGGGUGUAAAUCUGAGGCCAGAGGCGAACCAGACCCAGGGGCCUGGUGGCUGCAACUGUUAGAUGAUGUGAAUGCGUCCUUGGAAGUGUAGGUAGAUCGCUCGCAUGCCGAAACAACUUCAUUGCGGAUGAGUCUGCGCCCCCACUAGUUGGGUGUAUGCUCUGACCUUGCAGUACAUCGACCUCGCGUCAGUCGGUCUUGUUAUUUUUGUGGGCAUAUUUGGUCCUGGAGUACGGAUUUCACCCUUGCAGCUAUGCGUUAAGAGAAGAGACACUGGGGCUACCUGACAAUUUAAUUAAUGAUUUCCACUUUUGUUCUCAUUUCUUCACCAACCAUCAAUCACAACCCGUCACAGGUCGUUGGCCUUCUCUUCUGGCAUGCCCGGCUACCCGAUCAAUCUCGUAAUCUCGAAAUUCCACAUCCCAAACCUCUGAUACAGCUUCCCGUACU